Molecule: messenger RNA, 1296 nt
Organism: Cylindrotheca closterium
Lineage: Eukaryota; Bacillariophyta; Bacillariophyceae; Bacillariales; Bacillariaceae
Source: the annotation of a GenBank genome assembly
AUGUCUACUGCCCAACAAAAACAAGAACAGUUUCAAAAGAAAGAUUCUUCCUUUGGUGCCUCAUGUACUUCGUUCUACACGACGGAAGAAAAGAAGGACUCUUACGAAACUUUGGAUGACGUCUUGCUAGAGAAAUGUGCAGAUGAGAAAAUUCGGGCCGUCAUUCAAGAUUUGAUGCAAGUUUGUGCCGAUAUCACCGAGGCUCUUCGAGUGGCAUUGGUGACAGUAGAGGGAUCCACAAAUGACUUUGGAGAUUCGCAGCUCAGCGUGGAUGUGAUUGCCGACAAGCUGCUUUGGGACGCGGUAAAAAAGUCUCCUGUUAUCCGUGAAGGAGCUUCUGAAGAAGAUCCUAUUGUCCGCAAUGUCGAUGAAGGCGGCGAGGGUGAAUUCACGGUCUGUUGGGAUCCCUUGGAUGGUUCUUCGAUUGUCGACAACAACUGGGCGGUUGGAACCAUGAUUGGCGUUUGGCCCAAAAAAACUGGAUUGAUUGGAGCCACUGGGAGGGAUCAAGUUACAAGUGUUGUUGCCUUGUACGGACCUCGAACAACUGUGCUGGUGGCCUUGGACGACGGAACCUAUGAAUUCACCUAUGGAUGUAACUCUGAUGGAAAUACCAGUAGUACUCCUCGUCGUCCAAGUAUGGGUAUCAUCUCUGAGGGAAAUACGGGUAUCAUCUCUGAGGGAAAUGCUUCUCUAGCAAGUAUGAGCAGCAUCAAGGACGACACCUGGAUUUGCUCUCGUCAUGCGAUUCGAAUCAAACCUACUUCCAAAAUCUUUUCUCCUGCCAACUUGCGUGCAUCCCAAGAAUUGACUGGUUACCGCAAUUUGGUCGACCACUACAUGGUCAACCGUUAUACUUUGCGGUAUACUGGCGGUUUGGUCCCCGAUGUCUAUCAACAAUUUACAAAGAGACAGGGCGUCUUUUGUAAUCCUACUUCCGAAAAGUCUCCUGCCAAGCUACGAUUGGCAUUUGAGGCAGCGCCCUUUGGACUGCUGGUCGAAAAGUCAGGAGGAAAGACGUCGGAUGGAAUCACUGGUGGAUCAAUCUUGGAUGUCCAAAUCAAUGCUGUUGACCAACGAACAGCAUUGUGUCUGGGGUCGACCAAUGAGGUCGACCGAUUUAAUGAAAUGCUUGGUUUGACCGAUAGCGACAAUAGCGACACGAAAGCUGACGCUAUUGCCGAGGCGAGGGCGCUUGCGGCUAGCUUGCAAUCUAAAGUUGUGGCUGAAGGGGGGACGCUUGCCGCUAACAUGAAAUCUAAGUUCACUGCUUUCACCGAUAGGUUUGUCAAGUAA